Molecule: messenger RNA, 1233 nt
Organism: Lactuca virosa
Lineage: Eukaryota; Viridiplantae; Streptophyta; Magnoliopsida; Asterales; Asteraceae
Source: the annotation of a GenBank genome assembly
AUGUCCCCACACCACCUCCAUCUCCACCUCCCGACACAGAUUCAUUGCAUCACGGCACAAACAUCGCCACUUCAUGACCCAUCUCCUUCUUCUUCAUUAGAUCCAUCCAAAACCCCACAAAAAUGUCAUCUUCUUCAUCACCACCCUCUUCACAAGUGUUCUUCAUUUCAUCACUCAUUAUCCUCUGCUUGUGCUAUCCUCAGUUACAUCUCCAUUGUUUUUCUCAAAGUUGUGCCGUUUCAGAAGAUCAAAUCGAGGUCGCAGUUUUUAAGGAUUGCAACUCUCAGCAUUGUGUUUUGUGCGUCGGUUGUCGGUGGGAAUAUUUCUCUUAGAUUUUUGCCUGUUUCUUUCAACCAAGCUGUCGGUGCAACGACACCGUUUUUCACCGCCAUGUUUGCGUAUCUGAUGACCUUAAAGAGAGAAGCUUGGGUUACAUAUGGUGCACUUGUUCCCGUUGUCACUGGUGUUGUGAUUGCCAGUGGGGGUGAGCCAAGUUUUCAUUUGUAUGGAUUUAUUAUGUGCAUAAGUGCGACCGCUGCUAGGGCCUUCAAGUCAGUUCUUCAAGGCAUCCUACUUUCUUCCGAGGGGGAGAAGUUGAAUUCCAUGAAUUUGUUGCUAUAUAUGUCCCCGAUUGCUAUCGUUGUUUUAUUGCCUGCUGCACUUAUAAUGGAACCGGAUGUGAUAGAAGUUACCAUUUCUCUUGCAUUGAAACAUAGAUUCAUGUGGCUAUUGAUUUUGAUCAAUUCAACCAUGGCUUAUGCAGCCAACUUGACCAAUUUCUUGGUGACCAAGAACACAAGUGCAUUGACACUCCAGGUACUUGGGAAUGCGAAAGGAGCUGUAGCUGUUGUUAUCUCCAUACUUCUUUUCAGAAAUCCCGUGACAUUUGUAGGAAUAGCUGGUUACUCGAUGACUGUUAUGGGGGUGAUUGCUUAUGGAGAAGCCAAGCGGAGAUACAAGUGAUUGUCAACCAAAAGUUUUAGCAGCAGUUAGAGCAUUGAGUUAUUGAUUACGAUUAGAAGUGAGAGCUAAGAGAGGUUUAUUUUUUGAAUUGGAUUCAACAACUUUGUGAAGCACCAUAGACUCCUUGGUUUUGUGAACAUAUAAGAGAAAAAGCUUUCACAUGUAGCUUUCAUGCUAUAUAUCAGAUGAAAGUCAUGUAAUUUGUGAGUGCUUUCAUGUGAAACUUAGAUUUGGUUUGUGGUAUGUAAUUUUAAAGGUCAUUAUUAUAAC